AUGCCGUGCCGAGAACUGACGUUCAACGUACGUUUCCACAAGUCGGCUGGCUCGGACUCUGAGCAAAAGAUGGAGUCCUUCGUGGAACCUGCAGUUGUCGCUGUAACCGUCUACUGCUUCCAGUGCGUGGAAUGCACUACAAGAACUUUCGGCGGAGGAGUAAAAUUUCGCAGAGUCCUGCCACUGCUAUCUGACGAUUGGAAAGAGGCAAUGGGCGGAUGGUUUUGUCAAAAGCAUGAAACUACAAGCAGCGAUGACCUGCCCGAUGUUCUCUCACCGAAACCAGACGAGCUGUUCACGUCUGCGGCGCACCUGCUUGUGCAUGACAAAAACGUUCGAGAAGGCGACAUCGACAGGGAAAACGGAAGAGUGCGCUGCGGCAUGUGCUACACUGUGGUGAGGAGACAGGGGACUCCAUCGUCUACAGCAUUGUUUGCGACUCGCGUGGCAAUAACCCAUGCCAACGAGGAGGAUGGCAGCCCCGUAGGUGGCGUCGACGCUACGCGCCUACACAGAAGCUUCAUCAAAGAGCGGCUGCAGCCUAGAAUGACCUCCAGGAUUGCGCUGGCGUCCGGAAAGCAGGUGCUGCUGCUGUGGCUGAUGGAAAGUGUGGUACAGCACUUCUCCGCCAGGGAGGUGCAGCGCAAAGAAGUGCGCGUCGACCUGAAGGUCGGCAGCAAGAGGGGAGUGUGUGGAUUUGACUUUUGGUUCAACCGUGAGGUUCUAUGGAACUCAACUGGCGCCUACACGACGCACCUCUUCACGCAGCGAGCUGUCAACGUCAUCAAUCAGCACGAUGUAUCGGAGGUAAUCGAUUGA
Messenger RNA from Dermacentor silvarum, 819 nucleotides. RefSeq lists its product as uncharacterized. Gene Ontology annotation, cellular component: cytosol; ubiquitin ligase complex; nucleus. Gene Ontology annotation, biological process: protein polyubiquitination; protein autoubiquitination; proteasome-mediated ubiquitin-dependent protein catabolic process. Bases 1 to 819 code for a protein of 272 amino acids. Gene Ontology annotation, molecular function: cyclin binding; ubiquitin protein ligase activity; ubiquitin conjugating enzyme binding. NCBI's taxonomy places the organism in Eukaryota, Metazoa, Arthropoda, Arachnida, Ixodida, Ixodidae. The transcript is spliced from 4 exons. The record is from RefSeq and is a predicted model, not a curated record.